Molecule: messenger RNA, 1360 nt
Organism: Pygocentrus nattereri (red-bellied piranha)
Lineage: Eukaryota; Metazoa; Chordata; Actinopteri; Characiformes; Serrasalmidae
Exons: 4
Coding region: 271-906 (211 amino acids)
Biological process (GO): spermatogenesis
Source: RefSeq, a predicted model, not a curated record
GCUGUUCACACAGAUACCAGAGCUUCUGCAAGCAAGCUGGUAUUUUCUGAACAUAUACGAGACCAUGAAGGAGCUCUAAGGAGCUGCAACCAAUAGUGCUGUUUCUUUCCAUUGUGUGGCUAGAUUCAUCAUUUGGUGAUGUUUGGACGUGUUUGCAGAUGGACCAGAGACGCUUCUGAGGACCUCUAAAGUGGGAUCCCGUUGAUGGUGGCUUGACGGGGGAUUUCUCUCUUUCUCUGUUUUCGCUUGUCCAGGCUUUCAGAAGGAGCCAUGAAUCCACUUUUUAAGGCAUACAAGAGCAAGGUCAUGAAAACCUUCAACCCUGAUGCCGAGGAAGACCCUGCUGAAGAGGUGAUUGAGGCAGCCGAAGAAAUGACACCAGUCCAGCAAGAUGAAGGGCCAAGCACUGUCACUCAACUCGCUAAAAGAAUGCAGGGAGUUGGGGCAAAAGGGUGGAAAAGUAUGACUGCUCUCUUUAGCAAAGAUGAUGAGCACCAGCUUCUGGAGGCAGAGUCAGACAGCCAGCCUGCUGCAGACCACCCACUGGCAGUGAAGCCAGAGGAACCCCCACGGCUUAACAAGCGUGGCACAGGAUUCUGGGAUAGCUUUGCCACUAAGUGGCACCAGGCAGCUGCCAUGAAACAGGCUGAAGCAGCAUCUGCUGCAGCAAAUGUGGCAGGUGGCGAAGAAGGGGUGGAGCCAGGAACCGAGGGGCUGAGCCAAGAGGAGGGGAAUCAGGGAGGGAUGGAGAACGAGGCAGGAGGAGAAGGAGGGGGGUGUGGCAACAGCUUUUCAAAGUAUGCCUCUCUGGGUGGGGCUAAUGACAACGCAUCCUCCUUCAAAUGGAACUUUGUGACAGGCAAACUGGCUGAGAUAAAAAGCAAAAGUAUGACCAAAAGCAACUAGACCAGUUACAGCGGAGGAGAGACGCCAGAGAUGGAAACAGCAAAGCAGAAGCCACAUAUCUAGUCAACACAAGCUACAGCGUUACACCAUAAACCUUCACUGUGCACUGGGAUCUGAUGCACACCUAGAUCUCUUCUUGUCAUCUUGUUGUGGACACAUCUCAUGGCGUUUGUUUCUUUAGGCAGCUCCUCCAACCUUUGAUCUGACUGAAAGGGCAUCUAAACUUCAGACAGUGCCUUAAUUUUUUUCCCAACCCUGUGGUGAACAGUGUAUAUACGAUGUCUUCUAUUAGAAAUAAAGGAAUAAUUAAUACCACCACUAGAUGGCAGUUUAGACUGAUCAGAGUGCAGAAGCAGCCACUUCCUGUUCCUUUCCAUUAUAUCAAAUAUAUGACAAACCACAAGAGGGCGCCUGCAAGUGAGGCCUCAUUGGUAGUGAAUGGAGCAAAACAGGU